Messenger RNA from Colletotrichum spaethianum, 687 nucleotides. Its product is annotated as Ras GTPase-activating-like protein rng2. Bases 1 to 687 code for a protein of 228 amino acids. The record is from RefSeq and is a predicted model, not a curated record. Gene Ontology annotation, cellular component: cytoplasm; ubiquitin ligase complex. The transcript has 2 exons. Gene Ontology annotation, biological process: positive regulation of proteasomal ubiquitin-dependent protein catabolic process; protein polyubiquitination; ubiquitin-dependent protein catabolic process. Lineage: Eukaryota; Fungi; Ascomycota; Sordariomycetes; Glomerellales; Glomerellaceae. Gene Ontology annotation, molecular function: zinc ion binding; ubiquitin conjugating enzyme binding; ubiquitin protein ligase activity.
AUGGACGAUGAGGGCUUCCUUAAGGAUUACGAGCCAAAGAAAUGCCCCCUUUGCUUCCGGGGCCUCCGCAAGACCAAGCUCCGACAGAUACCAUGCGGCCACACCAUCUGCAACAACUGCGUUGCCGAAAGCUUCCGUUAUAUCAUCAAGCAAAGGUUCUUUAGCAGGCCGUACUGCCAUCACCCUAUAGCCUGCUGGCACCCGUUCCCAGACGAAUGGGCCAAGGAGCUCCUCCGUCCUGGCGAGUGGACCAGGUACCGCGACCUAGCCGAUGAGCAUCGGGAGAAGGAGUCCAGGACGGCCGUCUAUUGCCCCAAUCUGGAAUGCAACAGCUAUAUCUCCGUUCGCCGCCGUGUCAAGACCCAAGGAAUCGCCAAGUGCACCUGUGGUGGCAAAACGUGCAUACUCUGCCUCGAGAAGGCCCAUGAGGGUGAGACCUGCCAGGUGGCCAUGGAGAGGCGGAAGGCCCAAGGUGUCAUCGACAUAAUCCAGGAGGAGCAAACCCUCAAGACUAUGGCGCGCAUGGGUUGCAAGCUCUGUCCCGACUGUGGAAUGGUCAUCGAGAAGGACCAAGGUUGCGACAGUAUGAGGUGCGAGGUAUGUGAUAAGCCGUUCGAGUGGAGUCUGGAGCCCGAAUUCGGCGCGUCUACGGACAAGGUUGUGAAGACGGCAAGCAAGCACAUCUGA